Messenger RNA from Linepithema humile (Argentine ant), 2984 nucleotides. Lineage: Eukaryota; Metazoa; Arthropoda; Insecta; Hymenoptera; Formicidae. The record is from RefSeq and is a predicted model, not a curated record.
UUAGCUUCUUAUUUUUGUUUGCACAGCAUGAAUCAUAAUCAAAACGUAAACGUGAAUAUCCUGGGUCUCCAUAAACCUUACAAUAAACAUCCCGAGUUAACGCUCUCGAAGGAAGAUUCCACACCGCUCUCAGAAUAUCAGUCAUUAGAGGACAUCAAGGAAGAACAGUCGACAAAUUGCGCGAGCAACAAAAAGAAGAACCAGAGAUACACGAGCAGCUUCGUCGGAAACACAACGAGCAAUCUGAGCGUCGACAAGGAGUUUGAUAACGUAUUCGGCAAUAAUUCCAAGGCAAAGAGAACUAGUAGCGUUCACGAGGGCGAAGAUAUCACUCUAUGCUGGAUUGAAACGACGACCAUCAAGGAGAAUAAGACCGUUCGACCGCCGAAUAGGCUGGUGAUUCGCGAGUACACGAUUUCCUUCGAAAACUCGGCGACUAUACCGGACAGAUAUCUCGAGUGCAAGAGGCUUGAGGGCGAAUUGUCGGCGAAUGAUUCCAAUAUUGGUAAGACAAGUCUGUUCGAGGUCAUAGAUGAAGACACUAAGAUUAGUAGAGUCGUCAAUUUCACCUCGAUCAGUCACGUUGGCGACAUCGUCGUCUGGCAACACAAGAGAGUGAAAUGCGGCGUCGGUCCAGUGAUUACUAAAACCAUUAUAGAGUGGAAUGAUGGCACAAAAAAUCCGAAGAAGCGAGUGGAGAUUAAAGUCAGUCCCAAGUUGCGUUCCAAGUUAACGGCGACAAAGACCGAGGAGGAAUCCUGCACGGAAAGAGGAGAGGAAGUCAAAGACGGUAGCGCAGAUAAUAUUGUUGAAUCUUGUAAAAACACGGAAGGCAGCACUCACGAAGUGACCGCGACAACUGACGGUAUUUCAACGAAGUAUGAAAUCAGUACGACUGAAAAGGUUAUUACGGAGUCGACAAGUGAAGAAGAGAGUGAAGAAGAGAUCAGUUCAUCAACGUCAUUCUCUGAAAAGGCAAAAUCAACGACCGAAACAUCUAUUACCACUUUUGAAAAGUUAGACUGUGAGGAGAAUUCGUCAGAUCCAGCAUGCAUUAUUCAAGAACUCACCACGCCGUCUUCAAAGGAGUUGUCCACUAAAUUAUCGAUUACGACGGAAGCAACUGCAAAGAGCGAAGCACCGUCGAUGAGCACGAAGGUGCCAGAAGUUUCAACUUUGAUUGAUAAUGGCAAAACGACGGAGAAAGAGCCUUCGAGUGAGGAUAUUCAAUUCAUGAUCACGGAACCUUUUUCGAGCGAGAGUGUCUCAGAAACCAUUUUAACGACUGAAGAGAUAAUUCCGCCUACAUCCACGACAGAAUUAAUAGAAUCUUCGGAAACUCGUGCAUCUCAACCAACAGAUAAAAUCACAACAUCUAAGGAUGUUGAGACAAGAAUAACGACAAGUCGCAGCGUGACGGAAGAAUCGAUCUCUGAAGAAGUUAGUAGUUUUGUUGAGUCGACAAGCGAAGAAUUAGGUAAAACUGAUUACGUUACAUCUUCAGAUGAAACAAGUUCAAGUGAAAUUGGUACUGAGCAAGGUACAACUGCAGUACCAUCAUUUAUUGAAUUCGCGAGAGGAUCUGAAAUACCUGGCGAGGAUUUGAGCAAAAUAUCUGAAUCAUCAACUCCGAUUGAAAGCACAACCGCGACACUUGAGGAAAGUAGUGAAAUUAAAAAGACGAUGAUUGAAAUGAAAAUUAUUGCGUCAUCGGAGGUCAAAUCAACGACUCUGUCACCGACGACAAGCGGCGAGAUUGAUUAUUCGUGCGAGAACUCCGAGGAUUGCAUGUACGUCAGCAAUUCAGAGGGCUGUGAGUCCGGAAAUUGCAGUAAGACGACGAUUAAAUCCUGCGAGUCGGAGGUGUGUUCUGAGGAAGAAAUUACCGAGGAUCAAUCAACAUUCGACACGUCAAUUCCUCCGACAAUAACGACGAAAACUCAGCCGUCGUCUGCGGAACCAACAGAGAUCGAAACUCAAUACUCGAGCACCACGACGAUCUCCUCUCGAGAAGAUGAAAAGAUCACAACAAUCGACAAUUUUUUCACCACCACGACGGAGAGCCGAAGAAGUACGAUAACACCGCGACACAAGUUGACUUUGAAGAUCACGAUUCUUCUGCAGCAUGUUGGCGAGAAUAAAGAGAAGCGCAAUCUAGUCGAGGUCGAGAAGCAGUUGUCGUUGGACGAAAAUCCAUAUCACAAACAUUCUGAUUUGAUUAAGCGACUGAAAUUCUUGAACAACACCGUCAAUAUAGAGGCCAUAAAUACGUUGCUGAAUUGCACGAGUUUGGGCAACUUGACGAAAAAUGCAAGUUUAAUUAGCACUACUAACAAUAAUCUUAAAAACUCGGAAUCUUCGAACGCUGGCUCCGAGGAUUCGAUUUUAGUAGAGCAGGCCACUUCCGGACAAAUUAAUGAUAAGUACGAGAACUCUAAAUAUUCUGAAUAUUAUCAAGAAGCAGUGCCUCAAAAACGAAAACGAAGAAGUGUUAAAGAGGUUUUCGAUAGUAAAGCAGGAGAUCUAAAUAGACUUGAAGUUGUUAGACAAAAGUUUUUGGAUUCCGAUGAUUCUACGGGAUCAAAGUACCAAGAUGAUAAUCUAAAGAAAAACGUACAGUCCUCCACGAUAAAAUAUACAAUGAGAAUACCGAAAAAAAACAUCAGUGAUGAAAUAAAGAUGGAAGUUGCGCGACAGACCUUGCCAGGAAUACAGGAAGAUGUCUCGCGCGGAUUGCAACAUAUAGUCGCUCGAUUGACAAGAAAAAAUUUGAUCAAUAUGGCGAGCACAGAUCUGUUAGGCGUCAUAGCGGAUCCGAAAGAUGACGAUUCACUCGAGAAGAAGAAGAGCGGCUAUGGAAGAAGUCGGACAUUGGUCGAACGAAAGAAUUAGGGAGGCACCGAUGGGCGGCAGCUUUAGAAGUUUCACCGAAUUUAUAUUGUACAAAAUCUUAUCUUGAAGAUGUUUUGCAAGACUAAGUUUUA